Populus nigra (black poplar) is the source of this 1350-nucleotide messenger RNA. Its product is annotated as transcription factor MYB53-like. Lineage: Eukaryota; Viridiplantae; Streptophyta; Magnoliopsida; Malpighiales; Salicaceae. The record is from RefSeq and is a predicted model, not a curated record. The transcript has 4 exons. Bases 60 to 1082 code for a protein of 340 amino acids.
UCUAUUUUUUUCCAGCAAUAUUUCAUUCACGUAUAGCCUCUCCCCACCUGCAGCUAGGAAUGAUGGCGGAAUCACCUUUCCAAGAUGAAAGUGCCCUAAAGAAAGGGCCUUGGACGCCAGAAGAAGAUCAAAAGCUCAUUGAUUACAUUCAGAAACAUGGCCAUGGGAGUUGGAGAGCGCUUCCAAUGCUUGCUGGGUUGAACAGGUGUGGAAAGAGUUGUAGGCUAAGGUGGACUAAUUAUCUGAGGCCUGAUAUCAAAAGAGGAAAUUUUUCUGAGGAGGAACAGCGAAUUAUCAUAGACUUCCAUCAAGUCCUUGGAAAUAAGUGGUCAGCAAUAGCACAGCAUCUUCCAGGGAGAACCGAUAACGAAAUCAAGAACUUUUGGAAUACUCAUCUAAAGAAAAAGCUUCUCCAAAUGGGGAUUGAUCCUGUCACCCACAGGCCAAGAACUGACCUUAACAUAAUUGCAAACCUACCACAGUUGCUUGCUGCUGCUGCAAAUUUCAGCAAUCUGAUGAAUAUUCCCUGGGAUAACGCAAUCAAAGCACAGGUAGAUGCCACCAAACUCCAGUUGCUGCAUAACAUACUGCAAGUCCUAGGCAAUAGUCCACCUCCAAACAUGGAAGCGCUUAAUAACCUCUUUGCAUCACGGGACCAUCAGCUAUAUGAAUACCUCAGAAUGAACUCUCAGUUAGAGGGACUACUAAAAUGCGGCGAGGAUGGUCUUUCUUCGCAAGGUAUCAACGCUCAGGCUCAGUCCAACUUUCCAAAUAUAGAUGCUCCUCAGCAACCAUUCAGUGAUCACAAUCCAAUAAAGGACUCAAAAUCACGUACCCACAAUAGCGACCAAUUAGUCUCUUCAUAUGCUUUUCCAACUUCAAACACACUGCCCCAGUUGGUUUCAGCCUCACCUGAAUGUUCAUCAGCAAACACCAUCAGCCCAAAUGAUAUUAUUUCUAACCCUUCUAAUGCCACUUCAACCACAUUUGAAGCGUGGAGGAAUCUUAUGGAUGAUGGGGCAAAUGACAAUUAUUGGAUAGAUAUAAUUGACCAAGCAUCUUCGCAGCCAUGGCCAAACUAAAAAGAAAAAGCUCAAAGGAAUUAAGAAGACGAAUUUGACUGUAAAUUAUGAGUUUCUUCCACUGUAGAUUCUCACAACUCGUCAACAGAUACACAUACAUAUGUUACCAAUGUGUGAAGAAAGAACAGCCCGAUAUAAGUGAUCAUUGUAUACUCUCUUUUUUUUUUUCCUUGCAUAAUAUUGGUCAUACUAUUUUGGAUUUCAAUAUUGUAUCUUAUUGAGUUGUUUUCAACUUCUUCAGUUAUGGAUUCGUGAUCUUGAAAAGAAA